Messenger RNA from Acanthopagrus latus (yellowfin seabream), 2403 nucleotides. RefSeq names its product sarcoglycan, gamma (gene sgcg). NCBI's taxonomy places the organism in Eukaryota, Metazoa, Chordata, Actinopteri, Spariformes, Sparidae. The record is from RefSeq and is a predicted model, not a curated record. The transcript has 8 exons. Gene Ontology annotation, biological process: heart contraction; cardiac muscle tissue development. Bases 207 to 1079 code for a protein of 290 amino acids. Gene Ontology annotation, cellular component: sarcoglycan complex; sarcolemma.
AACGAGGCAGAGGGAGUGUGAGCGCCGUCUCGUGGUGAUUAGUCAGGGCUGGAUUUAUGGCACGCAGCUGUUGAGUGGCUGACAGACGUGUGAGGAGCUCAGGCACUGCUGCUUCUCAAGCUGCUCCUUACCAGCUCGAGCUCUGCUUUACUCUGUCGUAGGAAGGAGGACGGUGUCUGCUGCGCCUCCACACACAACGCCAGCAGAUGGUGCGAGAGCAGUACGUCACCACCACCCAGGGCAGCAGCUCGCCCAGGCCCGUGCCCGACCAUGUCUACAAGAUCGGCAUCUAUGGCUGGAGGAAACGAUGCCUCUACCUGUUUGUGCUGCUGCUCAUCGUCAUCUUGGUGGUCAACUUCGCCCUCACCAUCUGGAUCCUUAGGGUGAUGUGGUUCAACACGGAAGGGAUGGGACACCUACAAGUGCACCCCGAUGGGGUCAAACUGGAGGAGGGCGAGUCAGAGUUUCUUCACCCCAUCUACGCCCAGGACAUCCACUCCAGAGAAGACUCUUCCCUGCUGGCGCACUCCUCGGAAAAUGUCUCCCUUUACGCCCGUAAUGAAAAUGGUGAUGUCACGGGGAGGUUAUCUGUGGGUCCAAAAGAGGCUCAGGGACACGCUCGAAAUCUCCUCAUUAACUCCCACAAUGACAACAUGCUGUUCGCUGCAGAUGGCGAGCAGGCUGUGAUUGGACCAGACAAGCUACGAGUCACAGGUCCUGAAGGAGCGAUCUUCCAGCAUUCAGUGGAGGUGCCCCUGCUGAGAUCUGAACUUCUCAAGGAUCUGAGGUUGGAGUCUCCUACUCGCUCGCUCAGUAUGGACGCACCGAAAGGAGUUCAUUUGAAAGCGCUGGCUGGAAACAUAGAAGCUGCUUCCAAAAUGGAUGUUAUUCUGCAGUCGACUAUAGGACUGCUGGUGCUGGAUGCUGAGACGGUGCGCAUGCCGAGCCUGCUCCUGAGUGAAGGAGGGGAUUCUGGAAAUGCUCAGGGCCUCUUCGAGGUGUGCGUCUGUCCCAGCGGCAAGCUCUUCCUGUCCAAGGCCGGGGUCACCUCCACUUGCAGUGAGAAUCAGGAGUGCUAGAAAGACUCUGACAGGCUAAUCGAUUUUCCAUCUCUCAGUAGAUGCAUUUUCUAGGAGGCAAGAAGCACAACUGUUUAUAUCUGAGGGUUGUUUUUUUUUUUCUUCUUAUCUUUAUACCACAGUGGAUCUGUCUGUGAUGAUCUCAGUGCUGAGAUCCCACUUGCACAUCGAGGCCUGUAAAAAUAUGAAUGCCUUCAGGGCGAACAUGUUGGAGAUGUCAUGUAAUGCAUCCUUUUAGUUGCAUUUAUGACCUUCUAACUAUUCAGCUGAAACAAAUUGGCUCUCAGUUCCAAAUGUAUCUGCAUCAGAGCUUUGUGGAGAGCUUUUUCCACACACACAGUAUCAUGGCUGGGCAAUGAGGAGCUGGUAACAGCUUACAUCCUAUGCAAUAUUAUCUUGUGGUGCAAUAAAAUGAAAGUGACACAUAUCAAGGGCUUGGAAUAAUCAAAAAGUAAACCUCUGAAAUGCAGAUGGAAUAUUACUGAAGUACUUAUUUUGCCCAUUUGGCUCCAAGCCCUUGAUAUGUUAUGUUUUUGUCUUGGUGUUUAGCAUGUUAUUAUUUAAUUGGAGGAAAAAUUAUAAAGAGAUGCUGGUAUGUUUUUUUUUGUCAUUGUCAUAAUCACUUCAGAGAUGAUUUGUAUUUUUUUUUCCUUAACUUGAAAUUCAGUUACAAUAGGCAGCAGACCGGUUUACAUGGUUGAAAUUAAAAUACCGUGUCUUGACGGUACUAUUAAGUGUUUCGAGUGUGGUACGACGUGUGUAAUUAUGUGGAGUUGUUUUCCCAGUUUAUAAGAAUAUCUAUGUUUAGCCUGUGUUAUUUUUAAGCCCUGGAUACGCAUGUAAUUAUGCAUUAGCUACAAAUCAGACAGUUUUUCCUGUUGGUAAGCUGGUUUAUGUUUGUUCAGUAACCUCGUUUACAGCCAAGGGUCUAUGACUGAUGAGAAAUAAUCUUCCACCACAGAAGCAGGCAAACAAAUGCGUGUCUAAAUAAGGUACUGCAGUUGUGGGGAAUCUCAUGAUUCUGAUUAGAAAAAUAACAGGAUUAUUUUGCCUUUUGUGCCACAUAUGCCUUUUAUUUCUACAUGGUAUGCAUGACAGGUAUUUAACAACGUUGGCCUCUGUUGUGAUAUGAAGGUUUUCAGUUCACUAUGUCGAAAAAAAUCAACAUCCUGUAAUGAUAAUCACUUUACAGCUUAGCAUCUGUUUGACUGUUUUUAGCACAAUGGUGUUGUGUUUUCAUUAUCAGUGUUGAUAAAUAGAUGAUUUGCAGUUCUCACGUAUGCUCUGACACAUUUUGAUAAAGUGUGUAAUGUGUAUUUAUUAA